Ceratosolen solmsi marchali is the source of this 2889-nucleotide messenger RNA. Its product is annotated as WD repeat-containing protein 6. Lineage: Eukaryota; Metazoa; Arthropoda; Insecta; Hymenoptera; Agaonidae. Bases 27 to 2867 code for a protein of 946 amino acids. Gene Ontology annotation, biological process: tRNA methylation. The record is from RefSeq and is a predicted model, not a curated record. Gene Ontology annotation, molecular function: protein binding. The transcript is spliced from 14 exons. Gene Ontology annotation, cellular component: cytoplasm.
AUUCGUUGUAAAAUUAAAAAUUUAUCAUGAUAUCUUUAGAUAUGAACACUGACGUUCUUGCAAUAAAGUGUAUUAAAAAUUAUGUAUUCAUAGGAAUUGGAUGUACGAUUUAUGUGCUGAAUAAUAUACGUUGUAAACUAGAAAUUAAAAUAAAUGUUCUUCACCCUGAUAAUAUAUAUGAUAUUAUUAAUAAAUCAGAUGAUAAACUUAUUGUUUAUGGCAAAAAAAGCCUGUGCAUUUUAAGUAUUAGUUUUAGAGAUGAUUUUAUAAGAAUAGAACAAAUUGAUGAAAUUAUUAGAUUUGAUGAUUGGAUUAUUAAUGUGAAAUGGUUAGGUGCGCUAUCUGAUCCAACAUUAACAAUUUUAUUUGCAAAUAAUAAUGUUUAUAAUUUUGAGUUAUUUAGUAAGCAAUACUUUAAUACUCAUUGUAAAGAAAGAUGUUUGUUAUAUUCUGGAACUAUAUUUGGUCAAAGUUGUAAAAAUACAUUAAUAUUUAGUGGUACUGUUUUUCAAGAAAUAUUAAUAUGGAGAGUAAUGCAUAAUUCAAAUAUGAAAUUUUCUGAAGUUUUACAUCGUUUAAUAGGGCAUAAAGGAGUAAUCUUUUCUGUACUAUAUAAUCCACUAAAUAAUUUAAUAUGUUCUACAUCUGACGAUAGAACUGUAAGAUUAUGGAAAAUAUCAAGUACAUUAAUUAAUGAUUUAAAUAAUGCAGUUUGGAAAAAUAUUGAGAUAACUCUUCAAACAACAAUGUAUGGUCAUAUAGCAAGAGUUUGGAAAGCUAUUUUUUUAAAAAACAUAAUUGCAAGCAUUGGAGAAGAUUCACGCAUAUGUUUCUGGACUUUAUUGGGUGUUCUAUUAUAUAAAAUAGAAGCUCAUCAUGGAGCACCAAUUUGGUGUAUUGAUAUAUCUGAAGAUAAUAUUGUAUUCACAGGAGGAGGUGAUGGAUCUGUAAAUUCUUGGCCUUUGAAAAAUAUUAAUCCUUUACAAAAUCAUGUUUUAUUAGAAAUCAAUAACCAUAUGCUUCCAAAGCAUAUUCAUAUAAUUAAUAGAAUAAAGAAUAAAUGGUAUCACAUUGGAAAAUAUAAAAUUGAAGAUUCUAAAAUAUUUUCUAUAAAAUGGUUAAAUAUUGAUACAAUCUUAGUUUGUGUUGCAGAAGGACAUUUAUAUAUUAUUCAAUUUCUGAAAUUCAGUAUUAAAAUUUUAUCUGAACAUGUACUACCGACUUCUCGACAACGAUGGGUUACAUCAGCAUGUGUGUACAAUAAUCUCUUAGUGUGCGGAGAUAGAAUAGGUAGCAUUUAUGUUUACAAUUUACAAAAUAAUGAAAAAUAUCCUGUACAGAGUUUUAGAAAAAUCCAUGGGCAGUUUGGUGUGCAAUCAUGUAUAAUUAUGAAUUGUAAUCUUAUAACAACUGGUCGUGAUCGUACUCUCAAAUUUUAUAAAUUUUGUGAUAUUAGUGGUCAUAAUCCAACAAUUGAAUUUUUACAUGCAAAAACUAUGCCAAUGGAUUGGGUUAGUAAAUUAAUAAAACAUAAAAAUUAUUACUAUGUUUUAGGAUUUAAGGAGAAAGAAUUCAUAAUUUAUAAUCUUUCUUUAAAAAGAAUAGUAUCGAAAAUUCUUUGUGGUGGAGGACACAGAUCUUGGGAUUGUGUGAUGUAUAAUAAAUUAACUAAUUUUGCAUACAUACAAAAAAAACAAGUGUACAUUGUUACCAUUUCUUUAGAUACAUUAUAUAAUCCUCCUUUGUUGAAUGCCUUCCAUACUAAACAAAUAAAUUGUAUUAAAAUUUUACAUAUAUUAUCUAAGCAUCAUUAUAUUUUAAUAUCUGGUGGUGAAGAUUGUACACUUUUUAUAAGCUCCAUUAUACCUAAAUCACAAUCAAGAGUUAAAUUUAUAGAUUUUUUUAAUGGACACUUAUCAAGUAUUAAAUGCAUAUCAAUAUUCACAGUUUUAAUAGAUAAAAAUAUAAGUAAACAUUUAAUUUUUUCUGGUGGUGGCAGGGCUCAACUAAAAUUAUGGGAGAUAACAAUAAAAACUAAUACGGCUAAUAAUAAUACUCUUUCAAAUGAAAAUAUAUCUUGUAAAGAUUUAUUAUCUUAUAUGUUGCAUGGGCUAGAUAAAAAGCGAAAUAAAAUCUGGGUUGGAAAUGAACUAAUAUAUAAUACAGAUACAGAAACAAGAUAUAUGGAUAUAAGUACAAUAAAUAAUCCUCAAAAUAUGGAUAAUAUUUUAGUUUUUAUUGCCUGCUCUGAUGGUUGCCUCAGGUCCUUCAGUUACAGCAUUCAAACAAAUCAAAUCAAAUUAAUCAAUACUUUAAUGAAUAAAAACAGGUGUAUUUUAAAAGUUCACAUAACCAUGGCAACUGAUGGAUUAUUAAAUAUAUGGAACGUCAUUUCUACAAAUGAUAUAUUCGAGAUAAAAAAUGUAACAAUUGAUGGGAAACACGAUCUCAGUUUACAUCAAUCUGGAAUUAAUAGUUUUGAUAUUAAAAUAUUAAAUAAUUAUGAGUAUAUAUUGGCUACAGGUGGAGAUGAUAACCUACUUAAUCUAUUAAUAUUUAAGAUUAUUUUUCAACAUAAUGAAGUUUUGUCAAUUCAUGUAGUUUCUUCUUGGGGAACUAUUUCUAUUCAUUCUGCUCAAAUUACAGGUAUAAUAUUACUGCACAACAGAAUUAUUAGUGUUGGAAGAGAUCAAAAACUUGCAGUACAUAAAUAUUCAUAUAAUAAUUCAAAGAUAUGUGCAAUGUUUCUGAAAGAAAUAAACUUGUGCAUAUCAGAUGUUCAGGGCAUUAUUUUAUGUGUAAAUCAAAAACCAAAUACACAUCUUUUUUGUGUUUAUGGAAAAGGAUUUCAGUUGUUAGAAGUAUAAAAGAAAUAGUAAAAUGUCAAAA